ACAUAGUAGCAGCGGAAGAGAGGGACUAUGCAAAUCCAACAGUGACGCCAUCAGCCGUUUGAGUGGCAGUAAGAGCGUCCUAUCAGUUGCCGGGCGCUCUGAGUAUACGGAAUAGUGGUUCAGUGAUGGCGGCGCCCAUGAGUCAGUCUCUAGGGCCUCAAAAUCCGGGUCCUAGUGGAGCUCCCGGAGCCCAGCUUGUCCCUGGAGGAAGCCAACAGCAGCAACAGCAACUUGGGCUCGCCCAACAACAACAGGAAUUCGAUCCGGUGCAGAGAUACAGGAUGCUUAUCCCGCAGCUGAAAGAAAGCCUUCAGAAUCUCAUGAAAAUUGCGGCUCUGAAUCUGGCCCAGAACACCAACAUUGAUAACGGGCAGAAGAUUGGGGACGGCAGCGUGCAGAGGUUUGACAAGAGUCUGGAGGAGUUCUAUGCCCUGUGUGACCAGCUGGAGCUGUGUCUGCGGCUGGCCUACGAGUGCCUCUCUCAGAGCUACGACAGUGCCAAGCAUUCGCCAACCCUGGUGCCUACAGCUACCAAACCAGACGCCGUUCAGACGGAGAGCCUGCCCUACACCCAGUACCUGAGCAUGAUCAAGUCUCAGAUCGCGUGCGCCAAGGACAUCCAUAACGCUCUUCUGGAGUGUUCCAAAAAGAUCACCGGGAAGACUCCAACCACACAGGGCGUCUUGUGACCCUCGCCCUGAGCCCCCUCAGACCAGGCUGGCACGCCCUUGGGAUCGUGGCUCACAGGGACAGACUCUAACACGUGACCUGGCCUCCAUCUUUUCUACACAAAUCAAACAGCGCUCCUCCCAGAGGAUGCCCGCCUUCUCGGAGGGACCCCCACCCUAACUGUAGGCUCCCUCCACGUCGGGUGGACCGGCAGCAAUCGGCAUGGCUCUCGGACAGGACCUAGUCCUAGCUUUCUAACAUGCUUUCAGUUCCUUAUUUUCCACAUCUCUGCUUGCUGGCAAUCAUUGUUUCCAUCCAGUGCCUGAAAAGGGUGCUCUGAUACAAUUACCAAACGGUGCACCUGUGCGAGCGGAACACUCGGCGUAAACUACAUACAUUCAGUCACUGACAGCAGGCAGAGAUGUUAAAAAUGGUGUGGAAUUGAAACACACAUGGAGAUUUAUCAUCUCC
Bufo bufo (common toad) is the source of this 1140-nucleotide messenger RNA. RefSeq names its product mediator complex subunit 29 (gene MED29). The transcript is spliced from 4 exons. NCBI's taxonomy places the organism in Eukaryota, Metazoa, Chordata, Amphibia, Anura, Bufonidae. Gene Ontology annotation, cellular component: mediator complex. Gene Ontology annotation, biological process: regulation of transcription by RNA polymerase II. Bases 126 to 689 code for a protein of 187 amino acids. The record is from RefSeq and is a predicted model, not a curated record. Gene Ontology annotation, molecular function: transcription coregulator activity; transcription factor binding.